Mytilus trossulus (common blue mussel) is the source of this 1487-nucleotide messenger RNA. Its product is annotated as cytoglobin-1-like. The record is from RefSeq and is a predicted model, not a curated record. Gene Ontology annotation, molecular function: oxygen binding; heme binding; oxygen carrier activity. NCBI's taxonomy places the organism in Eukaryota, Metazoa, Mollusca, Bivalvia, Mytilida, Mytilidae. The transcript is spliced from 3 exons. The coding region runs from base 677 to 1324 and encodes 215 amino acids. Gene Ontology annotation, biological process: oxygen transport; response to hypoxia.
GAUUACACAUUAUAAUGCGAUAAAGACCGAUCGGUAUACGAACUAUUUCUAAAGUUGAAUUAUUGUUCUGGACAAUAAAAUAUGGAUUGAUGAUUAUAUUACUAAUGUGACUUCAAAGAUACAAUUUAUUGUAGAAGUUAAACUUUGAAAGCUGAAAAAUCUUUGAUUGUUUCACUCACAAACGAAUAAAGUUUGUACGUUAAUUGAUCUGGUUAUUUUAUUAGUUAAAUAAAUAUCUACUAACGCACUAGGCAUAAAAUAAUUUGUUGAUUUAUCUACCGAAAUAGUUUAACUACGGGAACAAAAGCAAUUUUCAGCCACCGAAUCACACACACACUUGGUUAUCAUUCAGUUCUAUUGAUCGACGGAUUACACCAGUAAGGUUGUGGAGUUUAGUGUGACAAAAACGCUUUAACUGUAACAAGCAUUUUCAUAACGUUUAUAGUGUUUAUAGAUUAUUUCUGAAAUUAAUUGGACAUUUCAUUAAAUGACACAUAUCGUCUCGAGGAAUUUGAGUUAAAUUAUAUUUACAUAAAACACUUUAAAAAAGGAAAGAAAAAAAUUUGAAAUCCAUAAUAAUAUCAAAUAUUGUAUGGCGUGGAAUAUUGUUUUUUUCUGAAAAGUUUGUUGAGUUUGAAAUGAUUAGGAAGAUCUACAUGUUUUAGUAAAAAAUAAAAUGGGUUGUCGUCAAACGAAACCGGACACUAGUGAACAAGGAUCGCCAGUUCAUUUGGAUGUGCUGAACGAAGGCAAUGGGGUCCCUAAUGUUGACCCCCGUUUACCCUUAAAUGCAAGACAAGUGUUUAAAUUAAAGCAGUCGUGGAAAGGAAUAAAGCGAAACAUAGAAGAAACAGGGGUGGAAAUGUUUAUUAGAUUGUUCAAAAACAAUAGCUAUUUGAUACAAAUUUUCAAAGAUUUCAAGGAGCUAGAAACUGAGGACGAGAUGAGAGAAAAUGAAGAAUUAGAAAAACACGCAACAUUUGUUAUGUCCACUUUAGACGAAACAAUUACGAACAUUGAUAAUUUUGAUUAUAUAAAGGAUCUGGCGCACAGGACAGGGAAUUCACAUCAACGAUUUUCAGAAUUUCAAAAAGAAAAUUUUAAGAAAAUAAAAAUCCCAUUCCUUGAGGCAGUAAAGAUAACGUUGGGAGAUAGAUAUACAGACUACAUGGCAACUGUAUAUACUAUAACCAUCGAUUUUGUUCUAGACAGCCUUGUAGAAGGAUACACGGAUGAAACGUAUUUGCAAAUUAAACUAGACAAUGGCCAGGAAAUAGAUGUGAAAGAAAACGAUAGGUGUUUGGUAAAAACAGCAGAAAGCUAAUGGUUCUAAUCUGCUCAAGGGGUUUUCAGGGAAAAAAGCCUCAGAUUAUGCAUAAAGGAGAUGUUACAGAAAUGCCUUAUUUAAAUUGUGUAAAUAAUUGAGGUAAAUGUACAGAUAAUUUAUAUCCGUUGGAUGUGAUGUAAGCAAUAAAUUAUAAACACUU